This is a messenger RNA of Sebastes umbrosus (honeycomb rockfish), 1246 nucleotides long. It is a transcript of the gene rwdd4, whose product is annotated as RWD domain containing 4. The coding region runs from base 176 to 724 and encodes 182 amino acids. Gene Ontology annotation, molecular function: protein binding. The transcript has 8 exons. The record is from RefSeq and is a predicted model, not a curated record. NCBI's taxonomy places the organism in Eukaryota, Metazoa, Chordata, Actinopteri, Perciformes, Sebastidae.
UACCUACUGCGCAUGUGUGUAACAUGGUGGCACUGCUGCUGUAUCAGCUGGUGGAAGUUGAGUUAUCAUCAUCGUAAAGUUAGUUUUAAUAAGAGACAAUGGGUUGUUAACGCUGGGAUUUUUUUUAUACAAACUCUAAACAGAGAGUACAUCGUGCAGGAACAGAAGGAAUAUCAUGACAGCUAACGAGGAUCAGGAGAUGGAGUUGGAGGCUCUUCGCUCCAUCUAUGAGGGGGAUGAGUGUUUCAAGGAAAUCAGUUCAAUUUCCUUUCAGUUUAGGAUAGGAGACCUUGAGGACACCAAAGCGUUCAUGCUGGACCUCACAUGGCCCGAAAUGUACCCUGAGACGGCCCCACAAAUCUCCCUCGAUGCCUUUUUCAACAACAGAAUCUCUGGAGAGACGAAGAAGCUGAUCCUGUCAAAGCUGGAGGAGCAGGUGGAGGCCAACCUGGGCACUGCUAUGAUGUACACUCUGUUCGAGUGGGCCAAGGAGAACCAGGAGGCCCUCAUGGAGAACCACAAGCCUGUAGUCUCUGCUGUGACGUCCGGUGAUUCGUCUACUGCCUCAACAGGCAAGAAGAAGGAGAAGAAAGAGCAGCUGACUAAAUCUCAGAAGAGGAGGAUCAUCAGCAGAACAGAUGCCAAAGGGGAAUUGCCAAGAGGUUGGAACUGGGUUGACGUUAUCAAACAUAUCAGUAAAACAGGAGGGAAAGAUGACGAGUAGGUUCGGGAGCAGUUAUCUGGUGCCGCUUUGUACGAGGAAAUGCAGUGAAGCCUGAACUCAGCGUGCAGCCUGUUGAUGCUGCUGCUCCCGUCAAGAUGCCUUCACAUCCUUCCAUCUUUGUUCCAGCUAAACUGAGACUUUGAACUGGGAUUUAUUUGAAGCUCCUUGCUGUGUUGUAUGUGUUUGUGGGAAGGAGCCAGAUGAAGAGGAACACCUCAUCCGGUCAGGUUUUUGUUCGUACACAGUCGGCACCCAAAUAUUCUGCUCGGUCAUCCAUCGGUAUGGAGUGUGCUUGAGAUACUUGCUGUCACUGCCAUGUUUCCACUCUGAGGUUAGGCCCAGCUGCCAGGCACUGGAGCUAAACAUGCUGGAUUGUGGUUAUAAAUGGAUGUGUCAAAGCGCCAGAGAAAUUUUAGUAACACACAAAAGGUCACCGUUUUCUUAUUUUGACAAAUGUUUUUUUUGUUUCCCCUCUGAAUUUAAAAAAAUGUUUUGUACAUAAAUAAACCCAAACUUGGUCUA